This is a messenger RNA of Suillus subaureus, 1984 nucleotides long. RefSeq lists its product as uncharacterized. The transcript is spliced from 8 exons. Bases 270 to 1670 code for a protein of 466 amino acids. Lineage: Eukaryota; Fungi; Basidiomycota; Agaricomycetes; Boletales; Suillaceae. The record is from RefSeq and is a predicted model, not a curated record.
UGAACGCGACCUUUUAGAAAUGAGCAACUCUCAUGCACAUCACGAACAUGAUCCAUUCUCACCGGGGUCAGCGUUGUCUAGGACGCAAUUUCCCCUCACCUCGAGUCUGCCCUGAUCCCCUUGUUCAAGAUAUCCUUUGACUACACCUGCGUCUCUUCUUACCAUCUUCCUCAUUUCUUGAGUAUGCACUUGGUUUGCGUCUUUACGUAUAUUGCUUCUUGUCUUUUUGUUGCGCGUGCGUUCAGUGUAACUGUUGGGACACCCACUCAAUGCGAUCCUCUCAACAUUUCAUGGACUGGUGGGCAAGCACCAUUUCAGAUACUCUUAACUCCCGUUCGUUGGCGCUAUCGUCUCGAGCGCGUCGAUCGCGUGCUAAUUUUUGUGCUUUCCAGUCUUGGGAAACGUAUCAGAAUUAUUCUGUACCGCCAUCAGCCUUCAGCAAUGGCAAAGGCUCUUAUUCAAUACCGUCAUUGUCGUUAUCGACGGGCACAUCGUUUCUACUCACUAUGUCUGACGCCACCGGAUUUGGUUCGGGCGGGACGACAGACGUGUUAUUUGUCGGCAACCCGAUUGCGAACAACAACUGCAACACUACAGUUUUGUCAACUCCUUACAUGUGGCAGUUGUCGCCACUCCCGCUGCUGCAAUGCAGUCAAUUCACCGUUGCGACUGAUAGUGGUGCAGUCCCGCCCAUUACUAUUGUGCAACUUAUUCCUGCCGGACAACCAGUCGUAUUCAAUUCGAAUAGCUACACUUUUACAUCGGCUGUAGACGUUAACACGGGAACGAACCUCCUGUAUUUUGUCACCGACUCUGAAGGCAGACAAGGUGGUAUCUCUGGGUUCGAGCAAGUCUCAGGGUCGAGUAAUUCCUCGUGCCUGAGUGCCAACUCGCCGUCAACCACUGCAGGCAUAUCGGCCACAGCCACGUCUACAUCCACCACCACGGGUUCACUGACAUCUACAACUCCAACAAGUAGGUCGUCAAGCAGCAAUGUCGCUCUUAUCGCAGGCGCUGCGGGAGGCGGUGGUGGCGGGGUCCUUAUUGCAUUAGUCAUCCUCGGCGUAUGUUUGUGGCGUAAACGGAGAGCGUCUCACUCUCCAGACGUUCAGUCUUCUAUAACAAGCUAUCCGCAGGGUAACUUCGUAACUACCCCUGUCUAUGGGGAUGCUCGAAGUUCGACUAUAUCAUCCGCUUACAACCGAAUGUCUCAACCAAUGUCACCAAAUUACCCAUUGCAAUACCCCGUUGGCUACCCUCCACCUAUUCAAUCCGGCAGCCAAUCAUCCCCUCUUAAUACGUCUACUGGAAAUUUCACACGCCCGAACGCAGACUUUGCUGUCUAUGGAGACGCUCGAAUAUCAGAUAUGACACCCGUUGAACAUAUGGCCGCGGGGGCUCGACCAGCAUCGCCAUUACCACAGAAGACAAACCCUGUCUAUCUUACUCCACCCACACAAGACUUCCAUCAGAGCCCUGACACAGACAGCUUAGUUGUUCACGGAGCAUCUGGAAGUCAAUCUAUAGGGUCAGCCAGCGCGCAAACAGCCUACCAACCUCCUAUUCGAAUCAUCGUGCAUACCGACGCUAAUGAUGUUAUGCCAGGCGAUAAUGGUUUAAUUGAACUUCCGCCGCAGUAUUCAGACCAUUGGGGAGCCCGUGCCUCGUAAUCUGAGCCUGCGUCAUGACCUACGUUCCCACACUCUUGAGUCUUCGGACAUGGGUAUACCAGUAGCGCGUUCGUUUGCGUAUGGUUUUAUUUCGUUUGAGUGUCUUGUCUUCAAUUAUGAAGUACAAGGGCAUCGUGCUCCUACUUUUCCAUGAUACUAUAAAAUACGAUAAGACAGUGAGUGUAACAUGUUGCAUAGACCCGGCGGCUUCAGGCUGAUCACUAAGAGUCUGAGAUGUCACCGAAGCUUCGAAGAGAUCAUAGUGCUGAAUGUGAAGGUCAGGUUAUGAGCCUAGGAAAUCAUCGUAAACAAAC